AUGGCAGACGGCUGGCCGUUGGACCCGUGGGUCCAGCAGAAGCUCUCGCCCGAGCAGACUGAGCAGUACCUCGACCGCCUCGCCCUCCCCCGCACCCUCAUCAGCGAGCCGCCGUCACUCGACCUCCUCACCCGGGUCCUCGUCUCGCACCUCGAGCAGGUCGCCAAGGACACGACGCCGCUGCACGUCCCCGAGGAGCAAUGGGACGGGCCGAGCACGCCGAUUCGCCUCUCGUCGGCCUUCACCAACAUGCCCGAGUCGACCGGCGCGUUCGACCGGGUCGUCCUGCAGCGCAAGGGCGCCUUCUGCUUUGCGAUCAACGCCGUCUUCGCCGCCCUCCUGCGCUCGCUCGGCUUUCGAGUGUCGGAGCUCGCCGGCCGCACGUUCAAGGACCUCGGCCACGACCCGGACAAGAAGCCUGAGGGGUGGAAGUGGGGCACUUUGACGCACGAGUUGCUCGUCGCCGACUGGCCGGGCAGUGACGGUCGCUGGGUGGUCGACGGCGCUUGGGGCCCUUGGAGCUGUUCGGUCCCGAUCAAGCUCGAGGACGGCGCGCAAACCCUCGGCCUCAACCCGUACGAGGGCUUCCAGCUUCGACACGAGCUCAUCCCGCUCGGGCCGACCCAGGCGCAGCCGAUCGACAAUGCGCCCGGCUGGACGCUGUACCGGUUCAUCCCUCCUCCCGUCACGCCGCUCUCCCUCCCUAUCACCGCCUCGCCCGACAUGGGCUUUUGGUCGCCCCUCUUCCACUUCCACCUCCUGUCGCUCCCCCUCGCCGACUUCCGCCUGUACCACCACUUCUCGGCGUCGCACGAGCUCGCGAGCUUCACGGCCUUCUUCCUCGUCACUCGCCUCCUGCCCGGCACCGGCGGCGCCCGACGGUCGCUCAUGUACGCCGACAAGGAGGGCCUGCCGAGGCGGGCAAAGGUGUACACGACGGGCGGGACCGAGGGGAAGGGGAGCCUCGAGGGCAGGGACGUCGAGUGGGUCGACAUGGAGACGGGCCCGAUGAAGGAGUACCUGCGGCGCGAGUUUGGCUUCGGCUUCCCGUAGACGUCCUAGACUUGCAGUAGAGCCGUUUCACCAC
Molecule: messenger RNA, 1087 nt
Organism: Rhodotorula graminis WP1
Lineage: Eukaryota; Fungi; Basidiomycota; Microbotryomycetes; Sporidiobolales; Sporidiobolaceae
Exons: 4
Coding region: 1-1053 (350 amino acids)
Molecular function (GO): acetyltransferase activity
Source: RefSeq, a predicted model, not a curated record